Aspergillus caelatus is the source of this 1376-nucleotide messenger RNA. RefSeq names its product glycoside hydrolase family 5 protein. The coding region runs from base 157 to 1335 and encodes 392 amino acids. The transcript has a single exon. NCBI's taxonomy places the organism in Eukaryota, Fungi, Ascomycota, Eurotiomycetes, Eurotiales, Aspergillaceae. Gene Ontology annotation, cellular component: extracellular region; cell surface. The record is from RefSeq and is a predicted model, not a curated record. Gene Ontology annotation, biological process: glucan catabolic process. Gene Ontology annotation, molecular function: glucan exo-1,3-beta-glucosidase activity.
CACGCUCGGGAAUUCCUAUAUGGCACCGGGACAUCAAUUGGGCCUAUAUCAUGGCGAGAGUUCCCACAUGGAUCGUGCACGGUGUGAAGAGUGAAUCCUGGGAGGUGAGCGGGCUUACCAGUACAAGGUUACUAAAAUUGCAUUCCUUGCGUGAAAAUGCGUGCGUCACUACCGUUUCUUACUGCCCUGGGGUGUAUCUCGGCCGCUUUGGCAGUUCCUCAUCCCAGAGUGCAGAGUCCGGAGUAUGUCAACUGGACAACUUUCAAAGCCAAUGGCGUCAACCUCGGAGGCUGGCUCGUCCAGGAGUCCACGAUUGACAGCCAGUUUUGGGGCACAUAUUCCGGCGGCGCGGAUGAUGAAUGGGGCCUCUGUGAACAUCUAGGAUCCCGGUGUGGACCUGUUUUGGAACAUCGAUAUGCGACUUACAUCACGAAAAGCGACAUCGAUAAGCUGGCCAACGUCGGUGUAGAAAUCUUGCGGAUUCCCACGACGUACGCCGCCUGGAUCAAGCUCCCUGGCUCCCAGCUGUACUCUGGGAACCAGACAGCCUACCUGAAACAGAUCGCCGACUACGCGAUCACCCAGUAUGGCAUGCACAUUAUCGUGGAUGUCCACUCGCUUCCUGGUGGCACAAAUGGUCUCACCAUCGGCGAGGCUAGCGGGCACUGGGGCUGGUACUACAACCAGACCGCGUUUGACUACUCCAUGCAAGUCAUUGAUGCCGUCAUCUCCUUCGUCCAGAACUCAGGGUCUCCCCAAUCUUACACGAUCGAACCGAUGAACGAGCCUACUGAUAACCCGGAUAUGUCCGUCUUCGGAACCCCUGCAGCGCUCUCAGAUCGCGGCGCCACCUGGGUACUGAAGUAUAUCCGCGCCGUAAUCGACAGGGUCGCAUCCGUCAACCCCAACAUCCCAGUCAUGUUCCAGGGAAGCUUCAAACCGGAGCAGUACUGGUCCGGUCAACUCCCCGCCGAUGCGAACCUUGUCUUUGACGUCCACACAUACUACUUCGAACGCAACGUCACGUCCGAGACCCUCCCAGCCCGCCUGUACGCGGACGCGCGGUCCAAGGCCGGAGACGGCAAGUUCCCUGUGUUCACGGGAGAGUGGUCUAUCCAAACCCUAUACCAGAACUCCUUUGCUCUCCGUGAGAGGAAUGUGAAUGCGGGUCUCGAUGCCAUGUACAAGUAUUCCCAAGGCAGCUGUUACUGGACCGCGAAGUUCUCGGGCAAUGCGACCGUGAAUGGGCAAGGAACACAAGCGGACUACUGGAAUUUUGAGUACUUUGUUGACCACGGAUACAUUGACCUGACGAGAUUCCAUAAUACGAAGUGAAAGAUGAACUAGGGGUUCCUUUUGUUGGUCGGUUGAGGCGA